CUGUGUUCGCUUGCGAAUGGGGCGUCUCGCGUCUACACGGAUAACUGAAGGAUUCUCCGGAAUUCCGGCUGUGGGAAGAUAUCCGACUGUGUGUCUGUUCGACAUUUGUGCAUGGGAUUGUAUUUACUAUCCUGGAUAAUCAAAAUGGUUUGAAAGCAGACUUGUUUUAAGCAGAGUUAAGAAUAUUCUAAUUAUCUGGGACGUUUGAACAUGGCCGCAUUGUAUUUAUGGAUUCUAGCUACUUUUUGGAGAACUGUACAGGCCAUCCAUCCAGACUGUGCCAUCAUUUCCCAGCACUUAAGGGCCCAGGAACUCUGCAAUCAGACCAGGAGGAGAGAGCGCAAGAUCCAGACUGGACCAUGGGGUUGCAGAACGGAGUGGGAUGAGAUCCGAUGCUGGUUUCGAGCGGAUGUCGGCCAGGUGGUCAAUGUGUCCUGCUCUGAAGUCUUCCAGCACUUCUCCAGCAAGCAAGGUUACAUAUACAGGAACUGCACAGCAGAGGGCUGGGGUGACCCAUACCCACCUUAUGGAGAAGCCUGUGACUUUGGAGAUGAUGCAGAGCCUGAAGAGACAAGCUACUUCUCAAUGUUCAAGAAGGUAUACACAGUUGGAUACGCCACCUCACUUAUAUCACUCAUAACAGCAAUCAUAGUCUUCACUUCCUUCAGGAAGUUCCACUGUACCAGGAAUUACAUACACAUCAACCUGUUUGCUUCCUUCAUUCUCCGGGCCAGUGCAGUCUUCAUUAAGGAUGCCGUUCUUUUCUCUGAUGAGUCUUUGGACCAUUGCUUCAUGUCCACAAUGGCAUGCAAAUCUGCUGUGGCCUUCUUCCAGUUCAGCAUCCUGGCUAAUUACUUCUGGCUGCUGGUGGAGGGCAUGUACCUGCAGACCCUGCUCGCACUCACCUUCGUCUCCCAGAGGAAGUACUUCUGGUGGUACAUCCUGAUUGGUUGGGGUUUACCAUCGCUGGUCCUUAUUGUUUGGGUUUUGACUAGAAAAUUAUAUGACAACCGAGGGUGCUGGGAUGACACUGAUUUUACUGCUGUCUGGUGGAUAAUCAAGGGUCCAAUAACAGCGUCCUUAUUUGCAAACAUCAUCAUCUUCCUGAGUGUGAUCCGGAUCCUGGUUCAGAAGCUCAAGUCUCCAGGCAUGGGUGGCAAUGACUCAAGCCACUUCAUGAGGCUGGCCAAGUCAACUUUGUUCCUCAUUCCCCUGUUUGGGAUGCACUACACUGUGUUCGCCUUCCUGCCCGAGAGCACAGGAGAGACUGCGCGACUCUACAUUGAGCUUGGCCUAGGCUCCUUUCAGGGUUUUGUUGUGGCUUUGCUCUACUGCUUCCUGAAUGGAGAGGUGCAGAUGGAGCUGAGACGGGGUGUGCGAAAGUGGCGGACGCAGAGUCACCUGAGUCCCGGCAAGAGGCGCCACAUUACUGUUACGCAGAUCACUACGCUGGAGAGGGCGGAGCCUCUGGAGGCCAUUUGCUCUGCUGGCAACACAGUGGUAUGAGGAGGCAUGGCCAGGGCCCAGCGAGUGGGAGUGGCUUAGACACAAUCUAGUGAGUGAGGAGCUGCCGAAGGUGCUGCUGCACAUGGGGCGGGGGGGUGGAUCCGCAUGGAGUAACACCAAAGCGGGUGGGUCUAACAAAGCCCAAGCCAUCACAGGGAGCAGGUGUUUCCAGUUUUGGGAGGGUUAAGUGCAGGAUGCAAUGGAAGUUAUAUGGCUCUACGGCUAGCCCUUUUUAUCACAGCAACUAGAAGACAACAACCAAACUAUAGCCAAAGGACUACUGAAUAGCAAAAAAGUUUUAAAAAGCAUCAAGAGGCACAUUAGGUGAGAGACCUGCUUCAAAUAUUCUCAACCAAAGAAUCCUACAGUGUUUAAACAAAUCUAAAGCAAUUUAUAAUGCUCUUUUAGACACCAGAUUCUGUUAGAUAUUUGAUUUUCAUAAAGCCACACACUAAUUAUUAUCCCAAAUACACAAAUGGAUUGUGCGUUUCAAACAUGUAUGGGUAGGUCUAAGCCCAGUUAAUUCAUGUCCCCAUUAAUGUCCCACAAUACACCACUAUUAGAGGCUAAAUGCAUCUCAAGCUCUACUGUCCACUUCAGUCUCAUGCAUUGAUUAAUGUUGCAAAUGUUCUUUUGAAGUCUGUAUCAUAGUUGAUAUUCAAAGGUUUGAAAGCAUCCCAUUCCUGCAAAACACCAUUGCAGGUUGUGCUCCCAGUUGUAGACAAGUGUAGCCAUCAUUGAUGUGACAAGCACACCACACUGUGUACAAGGAACACAGGGAAGAGGGUAUUUGGGCACUAAAAUAUGUCAUAUACACGUAGGCUACAUGUGGUGUAUGUGGUGUACUGUCAGGGUAAUAUUAUUGCCAGAAUUGUAGCAUAGAUCAGUCUGCUUAGAACUUGGCAGUUGUUCGUGUAAGGUACACAAUAGGCCAACAUGUGUAAAAGGCUGACAUGUCUAAAGUGUCCAGUUUUCAGUUUACCGAAGACAUUUGGAGAUAUUCACUUGUCUUUUGUUUCUGCAUCUUUCAUGGCCCUCUAAGGAUAUAAGAGCAUUUUUCACUUUGUUAUAGGAUAUUAUGGUGUUUUAUUAGAAUUGUUAGGGUUAAGAUAUUAUUAUUAGAGAAAAUUGCUGUCUGAGAAAAAAAUAUUCUGCAAACCCAAUUUAUAAGUUCAAAAUAUAAAUUGUGAUCAUUCAGUGUGUAGCAAUUAUGGACUGUUAACAAGUUUGUCUUUAUAGAUUAUCAUACCUAAACAAAAUGUUUUAUAACAUCGAGUUCAAUGUCAAACUAAUGUAUGCUAAAAUUAGAAUGCACUAAUUCAUUGAAUAAGAACUUCUUAGAAUAUAAAUUCUGUCCUUGUAAAACGGUUGCAAAUCCUCCCUU
Messenger RNA from Electrophorus electricus (electric eel), 2890 nucleotides. Lineage: Eukaryota; Metazoa; Chordata; Actinopteri; Gymnotiformes; Gymnotidae. The record is from RefSeq and is a predicted model, not a curated record.